Messenger RNA from Eimeria tenella, 303 nucleotides. RefSeq lists its product as uncharacterized. Bases 1 to 303 code for a protein of 100 amino acids. The record is from RefSeq and is a predicted model, not a curated record. Lineage: Eukaryota; Apicomplexa; Conoidasida; Eucoccidiorida; Eimeriidae. The transcript is spliced from 3 exons.
AUGUUCACCUUGAUGUGCUUUUUGUUCUCCGUUCUUUCUCUUGCAAUCAUGAAUGACGCGUUUGACGUCGGCUUUACAAGCGAAACGCCCGACGUAAACACCUACGACAAAAUGCCUCCGCGGAAAAACGGUAUAAAAAUUAAGAGAUACUACCCCAAAUCUUAUGACCUCUUCAGUCGCGUGGAUGUCGAAUACGAUCCAGUCAGGUCCAUAGGAAACCCAAUUAAGGUUUUCGACAACUCGGGGACGCUGCACCUCAAGAAGCCGAAUGACUACAGCGAACUCGCCACCACCGAGCCUUGA